Messenger RNA from Drosophila elegans, 619 nucleotides. RefSeq lists its product as uncharacterized. The transcript has a single exon. Lineage: Eukaryota; Metazoa; Arthropoda; Insecta; Diptera; Drosophilidae. The coding region runs from base 52 to 381 and encodes 109 amino acids. The record is from RefSeq and is a predicted model, not a curated record.
AUGCAAAACCCUAUUUUACAAACAAAUCAGAGCUCCUGAAAAUUUUAAAAAAUGUUCCAAAUUCUAAAAAGACUUCCCAGGGAGGCAAAAUCGCUUAUUAGGGGAUAUCAGACGCGGCCGAAGAUCUGCCAGGAACCCGGAGUGUUUGUCCAUCCCGAGCUGCGACGCACUAUUCCCCUUGUUUAUUUUAACAAAUCAGAACUGCCGUUUAAAUUGGAUCUCGAGUUACAUUCCAAGCCACAAUGUGGAAUAUCCCCAGGGGAAAGGCAACGAAGGUGCAAGGAGUACUUCCGGCAGUUUUGCAAGAGGCAGCGAAGUUGCUUUUCCGACACCUACUACUGGUCGGAGUUCCGCAGAAAGAUGAUCUACGGCAGUUACUAAACACGCACUAGCCUCAAAAUUUUGGAGUUACCGAACAUGGCCAAAAAUAGUCUACUUGAUUCAGUUUUGUUCUGGACGCUUUGAGGUAUAAAAAGUGUUUUCUUUUGAUAUGAUUUAUAAAAACAAAUCAUAAUAAAAGACUUUUUAAGCCAUAAAGCAUCACUUGACACAAAUUGCAAAGUUAAAUGCUGCAAAUAAAAUUACAUAAGGUAACAAAUAAAGGAUUUAAUUUAACCGA